AUGGCAGAGUACACGACUAUCCAGUCGAAGCCGCGUGGACUUGCCACGGUAGAGCUGAGUAAUCUUGGAGCAACGCUCGUUAGCUAUACUGUACAUGCUCCACAGGUCAAUGUCGUUUGUGGCUUCAAGAACCCCGAGCACUAUAGAGAUGCGUCCAACCCAUACUUUGGCACAACGGUCGGCCGCGUAGCUAAUCGUAUCCAGGGCGGUCUGCUAGCCUUGAAUGGCAAAGAGUACAAGAUCCCUGCGAAUGAACGCGGUAAUGUCUUGCACGGCGGCGCAGAGUCGUACCACCUCAAGCUGUUUGAUGCUGCUGUGUCUACGGACGGCGAUGCUCAAGUGGUGACCUAUACGCUGCUGGAUACACACAAAGAGACGAGCUUCCCAGGGACAGUCCAAGUCACGGCAAAAUAUACACUUCACGAGACUGGCGAGAACAGUAUCGCGCUUGACGUCGAGUACAGCGCCGUGCUCGUUGGGGAUGCAGAUGAGACGCUCAUCAACUUGACAAACCAUUCCUACUUUAAUGUUACAGGCAAUCCGUCUAUUGAUGGAAUGCAGGUCAAGCUGGCUACGGACAAGUACAUGGCGGUGGACGACGAGCUGAUUCCGACAGGUGAAAUCCAAUCGCAUCCACUAUUUGCAGAUGCGCAAGACAAGGCUGUGACGCUAGGCGCAGAGUCAGGCAUAGGUGGGUCGAGUGAUCAUUGCUUUGUGCUCGACUCCAACAACAGUCUGCCAGAUACACGCAGAGGCGAGCUUGCUCUGUUUGCAACGCUCUCGAGUGACAAGACUGGAGUCACGCUGACUGCGUCGACCACCGAGCCGUCCUUCCAAUUCUACACGGGAGACGGCACAAAUGUCCAAUUGGCAGGUGAGCCUCGCACCUUUGGCAAUCGCUCUGGUGUAUGCCUGGAAGCUGCUCGGUACGUCGAUGCAGCACGCUUCCCAGCGUGGGCAUCACAAACGCGAGUCCAGCGCGGCCAGACCUGGGGCAGCUUGACACGGUAUGCCGUUUCCUACUCCAAGUGA
Molecule: messenger RNA, 1032 nt
Organism: Protomyces lactucae-debilis
Lineage: Eukaryota; Fungi; Ascomycota; Taphrinomycetes; Taphrinales; Protomycetaceae
Product: galactose mutarotase-like domain-containing protein
Exons: 1
Coding region: 1-1032 (343 amino acids)
Biological process (GO): glucose metabolic process; beta-D-galactose catabolic process via UDP-galactose, Leloir pathway
Molecular function (GO): carbohydrate binding; aldose 1-epimerase activity
Source: RefSeq, a predicted model, not a curated record